This is a messenger RNA of Tupaia belangeri chinensis (Chinese tree shrew), 2458 nucleotides long. RefSeq names its product sphingomyelin phosphodiesterase 1 (gene SMPD1). Gene Ontology annotation, cellular component: lysosome. The coding region runs from base 191 to 2056 and encodes 621 amino acids. Lineage: Eukaryota; Metazoa; Chordata; Mammalia; Scandentia; Tupaiidae. Gene Ontology annotation, biological process: sphingomyelin catabolic process; ceramide biosynthetic process. The record is from RefSeq and is a predicted model, not a curated record. The transcript is spliced from 6 exons. Gene Ontology annotation, molecular function: acid sphingomyelin phosphodiesterase activity.
CGAUCAGCUGCUGCGGAGCAGAGGAAGAGGAAGGGGCGGAGCUGCUUUGCGGCUGGCCGCGGAUCAGUCAGCCGACUACAGCAAAGGGUAACUGGCUGUCCCUGGCGCCACCGGGGGUCCCCAGGGCCUGCCAAGGCCUGGGCCAGUGGGGACCGGACAGGCGAACCAGCCCCGUCUAGGAAGUCCAGCAAUGGGCCGCCACGGAGUGUCACCCCGUCAAAGUCACCCCGGGUCCGACAGGGCCUCAGGGACCCCCAACCCGCGACUCUUUUGGAUGGGUCUGGGCCUCGUGCUGGUGCUGGCUCUUCCUGACUCAUUGGUGCUCUGGACCCCAGCCGUGGCCCACCCUCUGCCUGCACACGGCCAUUCUGCCUGGUUCAAUCGUGUUGUGCCCCAGCUCAAGGUUGCCUUUGGGUGGUGGAACCUCACCUGCCCAGCCUGCAAAGUUCUAUUCACCACCAUCAACUUCGGGCUGAAGAAGGAGCCCAAUGUGGCCCGUGUGGGCUCUGUGGCCAUCAAACUGUGUGAGCUGCUGAAGAUCGCACCACCUGCUGUGUGUCAGUCGGCUGUCCGGCUCUUCGAAGAUGACAUGGUGGAGGUGUGGACACACUCAGUGCUGAGCCCAUCUGAGGUCUGUGGCCUGCUCCUGGGCCCCAACUGUGGGCACUGGGACAUCUUCUCCUCUUGGAACAUCUCUUUGCCAGCUGUGCCAAAGCCACCCCCCAAGCCGCCCAGCCCACCAGCCCCAGGUGCCCCUGUCAGCCGUGUCCUCUUCCUCACGGACCUGCACUGGGAUCAUGACUACCAGGAGGGUACUGACCCUAACUGUGCAGACCCUCUGUGUUGCCGCCGGGGUUCUGGCCCGCCACCCACCUCCCAGCCAGGUGCUGGCUACUGGGGCGAGUACAGCAAGUGUGACCUGCCCCUGCGGACUCUGGAGAGCAUGCUGAGAGGGCUGGGCCCAGCCGGCCCUUUUGACAUGGUGUACUGGACAGGAGACAUCCCUGCCCAUGACAUCUGGCACCAGUCUCGUCAGGACCAGCUGCGGGCCCUGAACACCAUCACAGCCCUCGUGAAGAAGUUCUUGGGACCAGUGCCAGUGUACCCUGCUGUGGGCAACCAUGAGAGCACGCCUGUCAAUGGCUUCCCUCCCCCCUUCAUAGAGGGCAACCACUCCUCCCGCUGGCUCUAUGAGGCCAUGGCCCAGGCGUGGGAGUCCUGGCUGCCUCCUGAGGCCCUGCGCACCCUCAGAAUCGGGGGGUUCUAUGCCCUUUCCCCCCGCCCUGGCCUCCGCCUCAUCUCUCUCAAUAUGAAUUUUUGUUCCCGUGAGAACUUCUGGCUCUUGAUCAACUCCACAGAUCCGGCUGGACAGCUCCAGUGGCUGGUGGGAGAGCUCCAGGCUGCUGAGGAUCGAGGGGACAAAGUACAUAUAAUUGGCCACAUUCCACCAGGUCACUGCCUGAAGAGCUGGAGCUGGAAUUAUUACCGAAUAGUAGCCAGGUAUGAGAACACGCUGGCUGGUCAGUUCUUUGGCCACACUCAUGUGGAUGAGUUCGAGGUCUUCUAUGAUGAGGAGACCCUGAGCCGGCCGCUGGGGGUAGCCUUCGUGGCACCCAGUGCCACCACCUACAUCAGCCUUAAUCCUGGUUACCGCGUCUAUGAGAUAGAUGGAAACUACCCCAAGAGCUCUCACGUGGUCCUGGACCAUGAGACCUACAUUCUGAACCUGACUGAGGCGAAUGCGCCUGGAGCCACCCCGCGCUGGCAGCGCCUCUACAGAGCACGAGAAACCUAUGGACUGCCCAACGCACUGCCUGCUGCCUGGCACGACCUGGUGUACCGCAUGCGAAACGACACGGGACUCUUCCGGACCUUCUGGUUUCUCUACCACAAAGGCCACCCGCCCACGGAGCCCUGCGGCGCGCCCUGCCGUCUCGCCACUCUGUGCGCUCAGCUGUCCGCCCGCUCCGACAGCCCUGCUCUCUGCCGCCACCUGCUGCCGGAAGGGAGACUCGCGGACCUCCAGAGCCUGAAGCCUCGGCCGCUGUUUUGUUAGGACCUGAGGGUCCGGAGUUGGUAACACCGUGUUUUAAGAAAGACUGGGUCUUUCAGAGAGGAGCUAAGGAACCAGAGCACCCCUGUGGGUCACCCUGGCAAGAAUGCCCAGUGAAAGAGCCCAUGUCUGGGCCCCACGUGCGCUGGAGGACACAGGACCUUUGGCUGGAGCUGGUUCAGCUGGAUGUAGGUGGGGGUUUGACUGCUCUGCCUGACCCCAUCAUCGAGACUGCGCUGGCAGCUGUCCUUCAGUGGCCAUGGAGAUGAGGCCUCACUUGACACUGCCCUAGGCUAACCACACAGGAGCUGUCCCCCAGGCCUGGGCUGCCCAGCCAGGAACCCUGUAUUGCUGCUGCUAGCUGAUCUCGCCAGCCUGUUAAAAUAAAAAAAACUUGACUCCAGA